UGUGUUUCAGGCUGCAGCGUCUGUAAUCGGUCAGUUUCACUUGUAGUCGGUUACUCCACCUGUUUAUCACUCAGGUGAUGUUCUUGAUUUUAUUACCCUGGCGUGUGCGUGCUGUAAAUUGCCCGGGUGCUGCACUGCUCUCAUAGUGAAGUUCCACCUUUUUUAACAUGUAGAAAAGUGAUGUUUGGAGUUUUUCCUCGGAUCCUUCAAAUCUCUGGAGUUUUAUUGUUGUUGCUCCUCUUCUGUCACGCUCCAUCCUCAGGUAAGAUCAUGUUUUAUUCAAGCUUUUAACAGGAGAUUGAUUUAGGACAGAAAUUGUUUUACACACAACCAAGGAGAAAUCCUUGGACCCAAAGCUGGAAUCAGAUGUGAUCGAGCUGGGAAACACACAUGUAUUUUAUUUUUGUUGUGCUGAUGUGAUAAUUUGUCUCCUUUUUUUGUGGGUUUGAUUUUAAUAUGAAUUUCUUUAGCUUUGUUAGUGGUGUUGACAUUUUUCUGAUUCUCAUAGAUUCCAUUGUCUCUAGUAUCAGGAUGGUAAAAUGACUUUAACACUGCAGCUUCAACUACAGCAGGCUGUAAUCAUUAUCCCACUCAUUCGUGUAGUGUACUGACAUGUGAACGCACUCAUUUGGCAUUUAGGGACCAACCCACCAAUCCUCUGGACUUUAUGAGAUCUGAUCUUUUCUGUUCACAUGAUGAUGUGUGAUGCAUUCACUGCUGAUCUCCAAUAGAGUUUAUUGUUUCCUGUAAACUGUGGUCAACAGCAUCUUCCCAUCGAAAGUGGUUCAACCACCUGUUGAUGUGUGGGUAGAUGGUGCCAGGGUGACAGUCUGAGGGGGUCUGAACUUAAACUCCUCUGUACCAUCAGAUCUCUUGAGUUUGUCUCAGCUGCUCAGGCUUGAAUUUGAUCUUGUGACUUUUGAGUCGGUCAGUACUGAACACACACCUGAAGUUCGUCUCUACAUCAGCUCCACGAAGACAUGAUGAAAAUUGUAUUUUUGCUGCUCCUCUGCUGUUGCUCUGCAUCUUCAGUGACUCACUCCCUGAAGUUUUUCUACACUGGACUGUCUGGAGACCAAACGUGGCCAGAGUUUAUUGGUGUCACAGUGGUUAAUGGAGUUGAGGUGAUUUACUGUGACAGCAACAUCGGAGGAGCUGAACCCAAACAAGACUGGAUGAGGAACAUUGAAUUGAAAGACAUGGACCGGUACAGUAAUGAAUGUCGUACUAGUCACAGCACCUUCAACACCGCUAUUAAAAGUCUGAUGCAAAGCUUCAACCAAACUGGAGGUGUCCACAUUUACCAGAGGAUGUUUGGUUGUGAGUGGGAUCAUCAGACUGCAGAGGUUAAUGGUUAUGAUCAGUAUGGUUAUGAUGGAGAAGACUUUAUAGAAUUUGACCUAAAGACAGAGACAUGGAUCACUGCAACACCACAGGCUGUCACCACUAAAAACAAGUGGGACGAUAACAAAGCUUUGAUCGCUCAGAGGAAGAACUACCUGACCCAGGUUUGUCCUGACCAGCUGAAGAAGUAUGUGAACUAUGGGAGGAGCUCUCUGCUGAGAACAGAUCGUCCCUCAGUGUCUCUCCUCCAGAAGACUCCCUCCUCUCCAGUCAGCUGCCACGCUACAGGUUUCUACCCUGACAGAGCCAUGAUGUUCUGGAGGAAAGAUGGAGAGGAUCUUGAUGAGGACGUGGACCAAGGAGAGAUCCUCCCCAACCAUGAUGGAACCUUCCAGAUGAGAGCUGACCUGAACAUUUCAUCAGUCUCACCUGAAGACUGGAGGAGGUACGACUGUGUGUUUCAGCUCUCUGGUGUGAAGGAGGACAUCAUCACCAAACUGGACCAAGCAGAGAUCAGGACCAACAGGGUUCCUCCCUCAGAGUUUCCUGCUGCUGCUGUCAUUGGAGUUGUUGUAGGACUGCUGCUCCUGCUGCUCUGCAUCUCUGGACUCUUCAUCUGGAGAAGGAACAAUAAUGGAUUCAGACCUGCAAACAUUUCAGACUCUACAUCUGAAACUUCUCAGCAGCCUCUAACUGACCACAGCAGGUUUUUCAUCAUGUCAGCUACACUGUGCAGAUACUGUGUGCAGAGUCCCACCCCUCCUGAAUCUAAUGUACUGACAUAAUGUUCCAGACUGACAACAUCUGGGGAGACCUGAUGUUACUGUCCAGCUGUGUCUGCAGACAUGUGGUGGAGAGACCAAAGACAUGAAGGAAGAAAAGAAAAGAACACACAACCAAAACAUUUUUACAGUGUGGCCUUUUGAGACAAACCUAUAGUUUAGAUCUUUUGGUGGAGGUUUGACAUAAACAAAACAUUUCUGCUAUGGGUAAAUAUUCUGUUUGUAUAGUUCUUUUAAUAUGUGGUAAUGGUUCUAACCUCAACAACACUCAGCAUGUAAGAACGUGUGUUUAACAGCUUUUUCUUUUCAUUUUAGAAUCACUAUUAUAAAAUAAAAUCACUCUAAAAUUUAA
Messenger RNA from Lates calcarifer (barramundi perch), 2478 nucleotides. Its product is annotated as zinc-alpha-2-glycoprotein. Gene Ontology annotation, biological process: immune response. Bases 981 to 2129 code for a protein of 382 amino acids. Lineage: Eukaryota; Metazoa; Chordata; Actinopteri; Centropomidae. The transcript is spliced from 7 exons. Gene Ontology annotation, cellular component: external side of plasma membrane. The record is from RefSeq and is a predicted model, not a curated record.